Cyprinodon variegatus (sheepshead minnow) is the source of this 1254-nucleotide messenger RNA. RefSeq names its product proteasome subunit alpha type-6-like (gene psma6l). The record is from RefSeq and is a predicted model, not a curated record. Gene Ontology annotation, cellular component: nucleus; proteasome core complex; proteasome core complex, alpha-subunit complex. Bases 177 to 917 code for a protein of 246 amino acids. Gene Ontology annotation, biological process: ubiquitin-dependent protein catabolic process. The transcript is spliced from 7 exons. Lineage: Eukaryota; Metazoa; Chordata; Actinopteri; Cyprinodontiformes; Cyprinodontidae.
GUAAAAAUAAGAAAAUUCAGGGAAGUCGCUCCAUUAUCCUGCUUUAUCAUUCAGAGGCCAUGCCGUUUCCUACCUGCUGACUCCUCAAAGCUCCACUUCGUUCGACCCUCCUGCUCCACGCAGGUCACGCCAGGCCCCACGCAGAGUUCACCUGAGGUCACACCCGGAGGAGGAAAAUGUCCCGCGGCUCCAACGCAGGUUUCGACCGACACAUCACCAUUUUCUCACCUGAGGGCCGACUCUACCAAGUCGAAUAUGCCUUCAAAGCCAUCUCUCAGAGUGGGCUGACAUCCGUCGGCGUCAGAGGGACGGACAGCGUUGUGGUGGUCACGCAGAAGAAAGUCCCGGACAAGCUGCUGGACUCCUCCACCGUCACCAACAUGUUCCACCUUACCCCUCGCAUCGGCUGCGUGAUGACCGGCCACAACGCGGACAGCCGCUCACAGGUUCACCGAGCCCGGGUGGAGGCUGGAGAGUGGAAAUAUAAGUUUGGCUAUGACAUCACGGCGGACGUGCUGUGUCGCAGGCUGGCGGAUAUUUCCCAGGUGUACACACAGAAUGCAGAGAUGAGACCUCUAGGCUGCUGUAUGAUCCUGGUGGCUAUAGACCCGCAGCAGGGCCCCGUCCUCUAUAAAUGUGACCCGGCGGGGUACUACUGUGGCUUCAGAGCUACGGCAGUCGGGGCCAAACAGACGGAGGCCAACAGCUACUUAGAGAAGAAGCUUAAGAAGAAGCCAGAACUGAGCCAUGACAGGGCUGUGCAGUUGGCUAUAUCCUGUCUGUCCACUGUGCUGUCGUUGGACUUUAAAGCCACUGAGCUGGAGGUCGGUGUCGUGACCAAAGACAAACCCAAGUUCAGGACCCUAACAGAGGCUGAGAUUGAAGCCCACCUUGUUGCCAUUGCAGAGCGAGAGUAGAGGGACCCUGACAGACGGGAAGUCAACGAUUCUUUACAGCCUUUUCAGAGUAGCUACACCGCUGACCGCCGUCUGAAGACCAGGAGGGACAAACCUCCCUCUGUGUCCACAGAGAUGGAUCUUGUGCAUCUGAUCAUGAAAAGCUGUUCUAGAUGGUUGAUCCAUGCAGAUUCGAUCGGUUCUGAUCUUCCUGACGUCUCCAAUGAGGUCUUAAAAAAUAAAAUUUAAAGUAACAAUCUCAGCAUUGAACAGCACAUUAUCUUUAUAUACUAAUGAAUUCUACGACCAAACAACUUCCACUUUUGUGACAAUACUUCAUAAUAAAAGAGGCUUCAAA